AUGGGCGUGUCAUCCACAGCGCGCCUUCCCUCGCUGGGCGCACAGUCCAUCCCGCCACUCUUCAGCCACCUCCAGCACACGUCCAACGCCAAAGUCGUCGCGCGCUGGAGCAUCACCAUCCGCUCGUUCCGCGCCGUCCCCGUCCCGUUCAACGCGUGGCCGUCCGACUCGGGUCCAGCCAACGAAGAUGCUGCAUCGACCAGCGCUGUGCAGAAUGCAGCCUCGGCAUCGGCAGCGUCGGCGUCGGGUGCACCGCCACUCACCAAGCCCAGGACCAUGUGGCAGGUGUGGCUCUCGGACCAUCCGGGAGUGGUGUUUGUGAUCGUCGAGGAUACGGGCAAGUCGUCCAGGGCCAAGGCGUGGCGCGACUGGGAGGUGGCGGUGAAGAAGUGGAAGAAAGCGCGCCGCGCAGAGAUCGAGGCCAGGAAGACGCGCGAGGCACAGGCUAGGCUGGAGUCGGAGAACAAAAAGCAGUCUGAAGCCGCCGAGGCAACGGCCGGCUCUUGCGCAACCGCCGCUGCUGAUCCAAAUGACACUGCGCAUAGUACAAACGACCAGACGCAGCCGAUGGAUGUGGAUGUAGCCAAGACCGAGGGCGCCGACUCUGCGUCGGGUCCCGCUUCGUCUGCACAGCCGACGCACGAGGAGAAAGAGGAGGAGCCGAUUGCAUCCGCUGGCGCGCGGCCGAGACUGCAGCUGCCCUCGCACACGCGCUACACGGUAUCGGCGCUGACGGCGUCCAUGUCGGCGAUGCUCACGGGGCUGAACCUGCCGCCUCCGCACGGUGCGCCCGUGGGCACUGCGGGGCCGGGCGCAUGGGUGCCGCGCGGCGCCGCGGUCUCGAUCGAAGGUCUCGUGCUCGAACUCAACAGCCAGAGCCUCGAUGCGCUGCCCGGCAUCUCGCCCGCGCUGGCCUCGAUCGACACACCCACGGACACCGAGGGCGGCGUCGACUGGCGCGGCGGCGUCGACUGGCGCGUGCGCGUCGGCAGCGUCAUGGGCGGCGGAGGCCGCAGCGCAGGCGCCGUUGUAGAGGCCGAAUUCAUCCCACCCGCUGCGGUGUUGCCCACAUCGAAGUUCAUGCAGGAUUUCCUGAUGGCCCUGUUCCCACCGGGGCUUGUGCCUGCUCAGCCUGCGCAGCCGGUGCAAGCUGCGGGGGUGGUGAAUGGGGCCGCGAGUGCGGUGGGUACUCCGCGCGGUGCACAUGCAACACUGCCCGGGGCGGCGCAGGGUGCCCCGGGAGGAUUCAACUACACCAUCGGGGGCGGGACGGAGGGUGUGCAGCCGAACCGCAGCUUCAAUAUCCCCGUGGUGUCGGAUCAGUUGUGGGAGGAGGUGGUGCCGCGCUCGGGCGAGAGCUGGCGGCAGCGCAUCAGCCAGCGUUCGCACCACAUGCGUGCCGCCAAGCGCUUGCAGCGCCGUCAGCGCGCAUCCGAGCCUGCCGCUCCUCACCGCACAACUGAUUCGAAUGGCGACGAUGCGUUUGGCUGGCACACUUUCGGCACAGACGAGCACGGCGCCGACAAGGAGUGGGAGGACGACGAGGUGUCUUGCUCCGACUCGGAGACCGAAGGUGCGCUGCCCAACGGCCACGCCGCCGCGCUGGCGGGGACAGCAGUGACCAUGCAGCAGGUGGAUGAGGAUGAGGACGAUGACGACGACCGUCCGCUCGGCGCACCCGCCUGGACGCAGCCCAAGCCGAACGCAGCAGCGCAGGCUGAGCCGAAUGUGGCGCCCAAGCCGAGCGAAGACACGGUGCAGCUCAUCUUCCAGGGCUUACGGUCUGAUGCGGACGAUCCGGAGGGGGGCGACGUAGGUGCGUGGUCGGGCGUCGAGCGUGGGAGGAGGAUCGCCUUCCAGUACGUCCAGAUGCUGCGUGCAGAAGGCAUCAUCUAG
Molecule: messenger RNA, 1896 nt
Organism: Moesziomyces aphidis
Lineage: Eukaryota; Fungi; Basidiomycota; Ustilaginomycetes; Ustilaginales; Ustilaginaceae
Source: the annotation of a GenBank genome assembly